Messenger RNA from Rana temporaria (common frog), 469 nucleotides. RefSeq names its product cystatin A (gene CSTA). Gene Ontology annotation, molecular function: cysteine-type endopeptidase inhibitor activity. Gene Ontology annotation, cellular component: cytosol. The transcript is spliced from 3 exons. The coding region runs from base 87 to 398 and encodes 103 amino acids. Lineage: Eukaryota; Metazoa; Chordata; Amphibia; Anura; Ranidae. The record is from RefSeq and is a predicted model, not a curated record.
UAACUCCCCCAGGAAGUCUUGGUACAGUCCGCCUCUCUACAGUCUGACUGUACAGUGAAGGGAGAGCAGCUCGGACGGAGCCAAUAAUGCCGAUGGUCGGGGGUCUAGGGGGUGUGAAACCAGCCACCCCGGAGGUGCAGGAGAUCUGUGAUCAGUUCAAAGCGGAGGUGCAGCAGAAAUCCGGGAAGAAUUUCGGGACUUUCGAAGCCAUUGAAUUCAAGACUCAGCUUGUUGCCGGAACAAAUUACUUCAUUAAGACUCACAUAGGAGAUAAUCAGUAUGUACAUCUGCGGAUCUACAAGAAGCUCCCGUGUUACCAGGAGGAGAUGAGCCUCACCGCCUUCCAGGUGGGCAAGACCAGAGAGGACCACAUCGUCCACUUUGAACCCAGCGACUGACCAAUCCGGACGCAGCUCUCUGCCGCCACUUUUACUUAUUAUUUGACGACAUAAUAAAUGCUAUAAAAUCA